Actinia tenebrosa (Australian red waratah sea anemone) is the source of this 1041-nucleotide messenger RNA. Its product is annotated as zinc finger MYM-type protein 2-like. The record is from RefSeq and is a predicted model, not a curated record. Gene Ontology annotation, molecular function: DNA binding. Gene Ontology annotation, biological process: DNA recombination; DNA integration. Lineage: Eukaryota; Metazoa; Cnidaria; Anthozoa; Actiniaria; Actiniidae.
AUGGCUGAAGCAAACGAACCACACUGGAACUUUGAUAUCUUGAAUGAAAACCCCGAAAAUACUAAAUCAAGAUUAGCUACAGUAUCUCGGGAAGACGUCGACAAUCUCAUAGCUAAAGAAGAGAACGAAAAUACAAAGAAAAAAACCGCCUAUGACCUGAACAUCGUUUUGAAGUUUCUGCUAGAGGAGCGAAACGAAAGCCGAGAUUUGGAGAAAAUCCCGCCAGAGCAGCUGAAUGUGUACCUUAGCGAAUUUAUUAUUGCUGCAAGGACAAAGAAAGGCAACGACUACGAACCAUCAUCUCUCAGAGGAAUAUUAUCAAGUAUUGACAGAUACCUGACUCGAAAARAAUACGGCAAAAGGCUAUUUUUUGACCCGGAGUUUUCGAGGUUGAGGGACGCUCUGAAAGCCAAGCAAAAGAAGCUAAAAAAGCAAGGUCGAGGAAGCAAACCCAACGCAACAACUGCUUUAACAGACGAGGAGAUUAAUAUUCUUUUUCAAAAGAAUGUUUUGGGAGCCAGUUCUCCACAAGCGUUGUUGAAUUCAGUCUGGCUGAAUAACAUGAUUCACUUCGGUCUCAGGGGUUGUACAGAACAGAGGAGCUUGUGUUGGGGCGACGUUGCUUUAGAGACUGAUAGUCAGGGGRAAAAAUAUVUUGUCCUUUCAGAGAGACAAACAAAAACAAGACAAGGUGAUGAUCCUAGGAAUGUCAGGACAGUAAAACCAAGAAUGUAUGAAAACAAACAAGUCACAGCCGAGCGAGAUCCAGUGAACAUAUACAAACUUUACCGAGACAAGCGGCCAGAAAUAAUGUUGAAACCUGAUGCUCCAUUUUAUCUUUCUUGCAACUACUUCAAAACAUCUAUUCAAGGCAAAAAUAGUGAAAGCAAUUGGUUUAAAGCACAGCCCGUGGGAGUAAAUAAAUUGAACAGCAUGUUGAACGACAUGUGCAACGCUGGUGGAAUUCCCCGCAAAACAAACCAUGUUGGACGAAAGACGCUAGUGCAAAAUUUACAGGAUAGUAAUGUCCCCCCAAACUAG